Athene cunicularia (burrowing owl) is the source of this 5133-nucleotide messenger RNA. It is a transcript of the gene KCNH1, whose product is annotated as potassium voltage-gated channel subfamily H member 1. Gene Ontology annotation, cellular component: membrane. The transcript is spliced from 11 exons. The record is from RefSeq and is a predicted model, not a curated record. The coding region runs from base 104 to 2803 and encodes 899 amino acids. Gene Ontology annotation, biological process: potassium ion transmembrane transport; regulation of membrane potential. Gene Ontology annotation, molecular function: delayed rectifier potassium channel activity. NCBI's taxonomy places the organism in Eukaryota, Metazoa, Chordata, Aves, Strigiformes, Strigidae.
AGAUACUAAUUUUGUCUUGGGUAAUGCCCAGAUAGUGGAUUGGCCCAUUGUCUACAGCAACGAUGGAUUUUGCAAGCUAUCAGGAUAUCACAGAGCAGAAGUUAUGCAAAAAAGCAGCACCUGCAGUUUUAUGUACGGAGAGCUGACAGAUAAAGAUACAAUUGACAAAGUCCGGCAAACAUUUGAGAACUAUGAGAUGAACUCCUUUGAAAUUUUGAUGUACAAGAAGAACAGAACACCUGUCUGGUUCUUUGUGAAAAUUGCUCCAAUUCGAAAUGAGCAGGAUAAAGUGGUUUUAUUUCUUUGCACUUUCAAUGACAUAACGGCUUUCAAGCAGCCGAUUGAGGAUGAUUCAUGUAAAGGUUGGGGAAAGUUUGCUCGCUUGACCCGUGCCCUCACAAGCAGCCGAGGUGUACUUCAACAGCUUGCUCCAAGUGUGCAGAAAGGAGAGAACGUCCACAAGCAUUCACGACUUGCUGAGGUAUUACAGCUGGGCUCUGAAAUCCUCCCGCAGUACAAACAAGAGGCACCAAAGACUCCGCCACAUAUAAUUUUGCAUUAUUGUGUUUUCAAGACUACCUGGGACUGGAUCAUCUUGAUUUUAACCUUCUACACUGCUAUUUUGGUCCCUUACAAUGUCUCCUUUAAAACCAAACAGAACAAUGUGGCAUGGUUAGUAGUUGACAGCAUUGUAGAUGUCAUUUUUUUGGUAGACAUUGUGCUUAAUUUCCAUACCACCUUUGUGGGGCCAGCAGGAGAGGUGAUCUCUGACCCAAAGCUGAUUCGCAUGAAUUACUUGAAGACCUGGUUUGUGAUCGAUCUGCUCUCAUGCUUGCCAUAUGAUGUCAUCAAUGCAUUUGAGAACGUCGAUGAGGGCAUCAGCAGCCUCUUCAGUUCACUUAAAGUGGUCAGGCUACUUCGGCUGGGUCGCGUAGCUCGGAAGUUGGACCACUACAUUGAGUACGGAGCAGCAGUCUUGGUUCUGCUGGUUUGUGUGUUUGGUCUUGCAGCACACUGGUUGGCCUGCAUUUGGUUCAGCAUAGGAGACUAUGAAGUUAUCGAUGAGGAUACAAACACAAUCCGAACUGAGAGCUGGCUCUAUCAGCUGGGGAUGUCAAUAGGAACACCUUACCGCUUUAACGCCUCAGGCUUUGGAAAAUGGGAAGGUGGACCAAGCAAAGAUUCAGUCUACAUCUCCUCAUUGUAUUUUACGAUGACCAGCCUCACCAGUGUUGGUUUUGGGAACAUCGCUCCAACUACAGAUGGGGAGAAGAUCUUUGCUGUUGCUAUGAUGAUGAUUGGCUCCCUUCUGUAUGCAACCAUUUUUGGUAAUGUGACAACCAUAUUUCAGCAAAUGUAUGCUAAUACAAACAGAUAUCAUGAAAUGCUGAACAGUGUCCGGGACUUUCUAAAGCUCUAUCAGGUCCCUAAAGGACUGAGUGAACGUGUGAUGGAUUACAUCGUUUCCACCUGGUCAAUGUCCAGAGGAAUAGAUACUGAAAAGGUUUUGCAGAUAUGCCCUAAGGACAUGAGAGCAGAUAUCUGCGUGCAUCUGAACCGCAAAGUUUUCAAGGAACACCCAGCCUUCAGGCUGGCGAGCGAUGGGUGCCUUCGAGCACUUGCCAUGGAAUUCCAGACAGUGCACUGUGCCCCGGGAGACCUGAUCUACCACGCUGGUGAGAGUGUCGACAGCCUUUGCUUUGUGGUUUCAGGAUCUUUGGAAGUAAUCCAGGAUGAUGAAGUUGUUGCUAUAUUGGGCAAAGGAGACGUUUUUGGUGAUGUGUUCUGGAAGGAGUCUACCCUUGCCCAGUCCUGUGCUAAUGUAAGGGCUUUGACUUACUGUGAUCUUCAUGUGAUUAAGAGAGAUGCCUUGCAGAAAGUGCUGGAGUUCUAUACAGCCUUUUCACACUCCUUCUCCAGAAAUCUCAUUUUGACUUACAACUUGAGAAAAAGGAUUGUGUUCCGGAAAAUCAGUGAUGUCAAGCGCGAAGAAGAGGAGAGAAUGAAGAGGAAGAACGAAGCACCUCUGAUCCUACCCCCGGACCACCCGGUCCGCCGGCUGUUCCAGAGGUUCAGGCAGCAGAAGGAAGCGCGGCUUGCAGCAGAGAGGGGCAGAGAUCCGGAUGACCUGGACGUGGAGAAGGGCAACAUUUUAGGGGAACACUCCUCCACCCGCUCAGUGGUCAAAGCCAGCGUUGUGACUGUACGGGAGAGUCCUGCAACCCCUGUGUCGUACCAGUCCGCUUCAACAUCUGGGGCAUCUGACCAGGCCAAGCUGCAGGCCCCAACAUCAGACUACACAGGGUGUAAAGUGUCAGGGGACUACCCCCGACGAAAAGGCUGGGCCAAAUUCAAGGAUGCCUGUGGGAAAGGUGAAGACUGGAACAAGGUCUCUAAAGCAGAGUCCAUGGAGACUUUACCAGAGAGAACUAAAACUUCAGGAGAAGCUACCCUGAAGAAGACAGACUCUUGUGAUAGUGGCAUUACGAAAAGUGACUUGCGCUUGGAUAAUGUUGGGGAGACAAGAAGCCCGCAGGACCGCAGCCCGGUCCUCACCGAGGUCAAGCAUUCCUUUUAUCCCAUCCCAGAACAGACUCUUCAGGCCACCAUGCUAGAAGUGAAACAUGAGUUGAAAGAGGACAUCAAGGCUUUAAACACAAAAAUGACCAAUAUAGAAAAGCAGCUCGCUGAGAUACUUAGGAUAUUAACCUCAAGAAGAAGCUCCCAGUCACCACAGGAAUUGUUUGAAAUAUCAAGGCCCCAGUCUCCAGAAUCAGAAAAAGACAUGUUUGGAGCUAGCUGAGGUGUUUCUUUUUAAAAACAAACAAUCUAACAAGCAAAGAAACAGCCCCCCCCCCCAUUUUAAAUUUAAUCUUUCUUGAAAACGAGUGAGGGACCAGUUCACUAAGCAUGUUCCCUAUGUCUAAAAAGGUACGGUAACAGGAAUUGCAACCUCAUGUCAAGAUGGCAGCUGACUCUGAAGCCUUUUUGACAGCAAGGUGCUGCCCUGAAUCCCAGCGAACACCCUGUUUAACAGCUUCGAAGGUGAUGUUCUGUUUCUACACUUCACUUUAAUGAACCCAACAAGAUAUUUACUGUGAAUAUCUGGUGAUAUAUCUUUUCAAUCACUCUUGACCAGUCUGUGAAAGAAUUUAAUACAUAAUUUGUCUUUACUAUAUAAACAAUGUGUAUGAUUACACUUGUGCAGAUGCGUGUACAUACACACAUAUAUAUAAUAUCUAUGUAUAGAUAAGUCUGUGGAUUGCAUUUCUGUUAAAUAAAAGCACAUUCCUUAUUUAAUGAUUCCAGUUCAAGAAGGGAGCUUAAAUCUUCCCAGUAGACAUCCACCGAAUGUCCUAGUUAGUAUCUUGUUUGUUAACUGUUGAACUUUUAAGGCCAUGACUUUUGGUUUCUCUAGUUGGCCUCAACUUUAUACUGUUAGUCUGGCAAACACUGCGACUGAGAGAAGUUCUGACAAGUGUUGUGAUAGUCAGAAAACAGAAAUACAUGUGAAAUUGGAAAAAUGCUGUAUCAUAGUCGGUGGAAAUAAGGCUCAUACACCACUGUUUGUUGUCACAGUAUCUCUGAAGCUAAACUGCCCUGGUAGUGCUUCUUGUGGCUUCUCCUGCAACAGAGAUAGUAGAAUAAAUGGAUUUCUUUUUCCUGGUACCAGGCGCUGUCUCAAAGGUGCUGAGCCUAAUCCUCCUUCUCACGGGCAGUGUAACAGAUGGUCGCUGCACCUCUGCUUUCUUGUCCUGGUGUUAGGUGGUGAAAAGCAUCUUCUGCUGAAUUCUUCAUUUCCACGUAGUCUUCUGUGGGUGUAUCGGCAAUAAACAAAGUCUGUGUUUCAGCUGCACUUCUGAUUCAUUAAGACAAACCUUUUAGAGAGAGUCCUGUGCACAGGGAAGCUCCAGAAAUCUGAGGUGAGGCACAGUAGGUUACUGUAUCCUCCAAUCUGACAUAGUUUUGACCACACUGUUGUGGCAAGCAUUGAUUCAAUUAAAUAAAAAUAAAGCUUUUUGCAAUAAGAUAUAUCCAACAUUUAGCCUUAAGACCCUUUCAUAAGUGUUAUAAUUCAAACUGUGAUUCCAUUCUCCUUCCUUCUUAAUGUUCUGUAGUAUUUACAGUGUUGCCUAAAGAUGAAGCACUUUGAUUAGCUUUCUAAAUCUAAUGGAAAUCACUUGCUGAUAAUCACAUUUCUUUCUGCACUUAUUGCCUUCUUAUUAGGAUAAUGAAUUACUCCAAUAGCCCUCUCCCCUCACAAAACAAAGAGACAUAACUAUUGUCUAAACACUUUUGUAUAUCAGGGAGCCAAACCAUCAUAUUUGCAAAAGUGUUUGUUUCAAGGAUUUUUUAUUUUUUUUUACAGUUUGACAAAGCUAAUGUGAAUAUACCUGCAACUGUAAUUUGUUUCAAGCUGAUUGUUGAGUGUUGUGUAAACAUAUUUGAUGUGUAGUCCCAAAACAUCUCUGUAACUGGAUCUAAAUGCCUAACAUUAACAAAACAGUUCUGGGUUUUCACUAACUGUUCUGAAAGGCUCAUGUUUUUUUUCUUCUUCCCACUGAAUCUGUGACCACUAACAUAGAAGAAGAAUCAUUUUAGCUGUAGAUGAAAGAAGUUCAAUAAUCUUGUAUCAGGAUGAACUGCUAUAUAAAGAAAUACCAAGUUUUCUAAUGAAUGUGUUAUAUUAUUGUACCUACAUACAAUCAAUAUUUGUACAUCUGUUGGAGACCUGUCUGCAUUUCAAUAUUUAGCCCCACUGCAUGGACACUUUAUUGAUAUGCAGUUAACGCAGUUGCUUUGGCGCUUUUCAAUGUACUUCACUUGUUUUUAUCCUUUCAGAAAUCCACCAAAUACUCUUGGUUCUUUUUCUUUGCAUUUGUCACUUUGUUCAAUGAAGCAUGACUAGAAAAAGAGAAUGAGUAGAUACUAUUUUUGUGGUCAGCAAAGCAGCUGCCAGUUGAUAGAGUGUGUACGUACGUAUGUAUACGCACUGUCUGGGAAUGUUUCAGUUACAAAUGCAGCCACCUACAUUAAUGAUAUCCCUAUUCAACAUUUUUAAACAAGCACAAAUAAUAUUUGUAAAAAAAAAGUUUAAUUUUAUUUAUUAUAGUAAUAAACUAUUUUAUACAU